AUGUCUUCCAGCAAGUUAUGGCAAAAAGAUACCCCAGCCCCCCUGUUGUCCAUCGAGGACUUGAAGAACCCGAAGUUCAUUGGCCAAGGCGGGUUUGGCACAGUGUUCCAGGCGCAAUACCAGACAUGGGGUGAUGUGGCAGUCAAGAUCGUUGACUCGAAGAGGAUAACCAGUGAAGUGAAGGCCAUGGCAAGUCUGUGUCACCCCAACGUGCUGUCCCUGAUGGGGAUCACCGAGAAGCUGGAGUGGGACCACGCGUCGGGGCCGGCUCUGGUGACUCGGUUUAUGGAGAACGGUUCCCUGGCAGGGUUGCUGCAACCCGAAUGCCCUCGGCCCUGGCCCCUUAUCUGCCGCCUGCUGCACGAGUUGGUGCUCGGGAUGUGUUACCUGCACAGCCUGAACCCCGUGCUUCUGCACCGGGACCUGAAGCCCUCCAACGUCCUGCUGGACCCGGACUUGCAUGCCAAGCUGGCAGAUUUUGGCCUGUCCACAUUUCUGGGAGGCUCACAGUCAGGGGCAAGUUCUGGGGAGCCAGGGGGCACCCCAGCCUACUUGGCCCCAGAACUAUUGUCCAAGAGAGCCUCUAUGAAGAGUGAUGUCUUCAGCUUUGGGAUCCUAAUGUGGGCAGUGCUUGCAGGAAGAGAAGCUGAGAUAGUGAACCGGACAUCAGUGGUGCAGGAAUCUGUGAGUGAGUUCCAAGCCCGGCCCCCACUGUCAGAGCUGCCCCAGCCCGGCCCUGAGACUCCUGGCCUGGAGGGACUGUUGGAGUUAAUGCCGCACUGUUGGGCCCAAGAGCCCAAGGAGAGGCUUUCCUUCCAAGAUUGCCGAUCGUACACUGAGAAAGCCCUCAGCCUGGUACUAGAUAAAGCUGGUACAGAAAUGGAUGCUGCUGUCUCCACAGUGAAGAAGUUCCUGUCAGAGCGCAGGAACAACAACAGGCUGUCUGCCUCUGAGCCAGGCUCAAAGGGGACAGAAAUGGAUGGCCGUGGGGCACACCCGGGAAGCCCCGAUCCCGUGAUCUCUGACAUGCUGAAAGACCUGAAUCUGAAAGAGGCUCCCAACUCUGUUUCUGAAAAAUGUACAAACCUUCCUGAGAAGACUGAGGCGCAGAAAAAGCAUGUUCCGCCUGCCUCCACAGCAGGGACACCUUCUGAUUCAACUGCCCAACCUCCCCCAACUUCAGGGACCUCACCAUUCAGAAACACCACCCCGGCUUGGACCCCAGGUCCUGGUCCCCAAAGAAAUCCGGGGUCUGAGAGAUAUGGCACCCACUGGCCAGGACCAAAUCCAACAAAAGAGCCAUGGUACCCUUACAUCCAAAACAGCCAAGGAGUGCAGAUUGGAAACAACAACCGCAUGGUGAUACCUUAUGUCUUGGUUGGAGCCGGUAGCACUGCCCACACACAAGCAGCUACAAAAGAAGUGCCACAAGAACCUGAUGCCUGGACUAGGCCACGGGGCCAGUAUAAUAAUGACAGAAGUUGA
Messenger RNA from Pipistrellus nathusii (Nathusius's pipistrelle), 1485 nucleotides. NCBI's taxonomy places the organism in Eukaryota, Metazoa, Chordata, Mammalia, Chiroptera, Vespertilionidae. The record is from the annotation of a GenBank genome assembly.